Molecule: messenger RNA, 1015 nt
Organism: Notodromas monacha
Lineage: Eukaryota; Metazoa; Arthropoda; Ostracoda; Podocopida; Cyprididae
Source: the annotation of a GenBank genome assembly
AUGGUCUCUGGGUGGGACAAUGGUCGUUGGGCAGGACACUUUUUCAGGGUUUUCAGUGGUUGUUUGGCGGAUCCGUCGUACGGCGCUCGAUCCACGAAAACUCUGUCAGAUGACGUGAGACGAUCCGUUUUCGGAGCCCAAUUUCCGCACCAGGUCAGCUUGCAGUUUUUUGGCAGUCAUUUUUGCGGCGGCAGCAUCAUCGCUCCGGACGUCGUUUUGACUGCUGCUCAUUGCAUCGAAGGAUUCUGGGUCAGCUGGGGAGUCGCUAUCGUUGCCGGUAUCAAUGAAUUGAGUGCAUCUGGUUCCCAGUACAGAGAAGUUGGCGAAUGGGAUUACAACAACGGAUUCCCCGGGUCGGGUGUGGAAGACGACAUCGCCUAUAUCCGCCUGAGCUCGCCCUUCAACCUGGACGACGCAUUGCAGCCUGUCAACCUGCCAACACCUGAUCUCACUCCGUCCCUGGAACCCGGUUUGUCUGAUGAAGAUUGCAAGGCUUUGUUUGAUGCCAUCGGAGGACCACCUCAAGGAGCAGAACUUGUGCCUGCAGCUCACUUCUGUGCAUACACUGAGGAUGGAGGAGUGAAUGCCUGCUUUGGUGAUUCCGGUGGCCCACUGGUCUGCGAAGCUAAUGAGGAUGGCCAAAAGUAUUUGUUCGGUGUGGUUUCCUGGGGUUCUCCGACCUGUGGAACCAAGGGUUUCCCUGCAGUCUACACCGACGUGCUGACCUACUUGCCAUGGAUCGCCGAAAAUACCGGGGUCAACUAGGAAAUGAAUGGAAUGCCUUGAAAAAUAAAACGCUGCCAUUCAAAUUCAUCCUUGAUUUGCCGCACUUGAUGUUUAUUUGUUUGUUUUUUUUCAACCGGAAGGAAACGAUUGCAUCUCUGCCCUUGUUCAUAUUGGUGACACAGGGACAACAAUCGUCAGUUGACUGCAAAUCAGUUUUCCAUUUUGGGCACUUUCUGUCUUCACCUUCCUCUUUUGAAGUGAAAAAUACAAUUUUUUUCUGUAUCCGUAA